AUGCUCAACAUUACGCAAUGCACUCAGCAGUAUGCAACACACUUGACACUACAGCAUGACUACACCAUGCACUUGACACUACAACACACAGAGCUCUGCUCCCAUCACAUUCUCGCCUUCAAGAGGCCAUUGUGCUUGUGCACUCGGGCAUUAUUCGUGAAGUUCAAAACAAAGAUGCGUUGA
Molecule: messenger RNA, 183 nt
Organism: Laccaria bicolor S238N-H82
Lineage: Eukaryota; Fungi; Basidiomycota; Agaricomycetes; Agaricales; Hydnangiaceae
Exons: 1
Coding region: 1-183 (60 amino acids)
Source: RefSeq, a predicted model, not a curated record